AUGCAUCCUGUUGCCGUCUCGAUCCUUUCUUGUCUCCUCGUAACUGGGGCUUUCGUCCGGCUUUGCGCAGGUUAUGUGGCUCAGACCAUCUUAAAUGAUCACCAAUGUACAAAGACUACGGUUGCCAUCCUGGGAGGUGGGAUGGCCGGUAUCACCGCUGCUCAAGCGUUGACAAAUGCCUCGAUUACGGAUUUCAUCAUCCUCGAGUACAGAGAUACACUUGGAGGUCGGGUCUGGCACUCGGACUUUGGAAAGGAUGAGGAAGGGGAUCCGUAUUUGGUGGAGUUCGGAGCCAACUGGAUCCAAGGACUGGGAUCAGAUACUGCUGAAAAUCCGAUCUGGCGCCUGGCUCAAAAAUAUAACCUGCGCAACACAUACUCCAACUAUAGUUCCAUCCGGACCUACAAUGAAACGGGAUAUACAGACUACAGCAACCUUCUCGACACCUACGCGGCAGCCCGGAAGCGAGCCUCUGAGCAUGCAGGGCAAAUCCUGAACCAGAAUCUCCAAGACAUGACAGCACGCUCCGGCCUGGCGCUUGCCGGCUGGAGACCGCGCAAGGACAACAUGGCAGCACAAGCGGUGGAAUGGUGGAACUGGGAUUGGGAGGUAGCCUACACCCCCGAAACUAGCUCGCUGGUUUUUGGCGUCGCGGGCGAGAACCUCACCUUCAACCAGUUUGGCGGCCAGAACAACCUCGUCCUCGAUCCGCGAGGGUAUAGCGCCAUCAUCCAAGGCGAGGCCGAGUCCUUCCGGCCUCACGCAUCGCGGGAUGAUGCUCGAAUCCGCCUGCGCACAGAAGUCACGACGAUUGAAUACAGCGACGACGGCGUCCUCGUGCACAACCGUGACGGGAGCUGCGUGAGCGCUGCAUACGCGAUAUGCACCUUCUCCCUCGGGGUCUUGCAGAACGACGUCGUGCAGUUCCACCCCGAGCUGCCCGAGUGGAAGCAGACGGCGAUCGAGAAAUUCAACAUGGGCACCUACACCAAGAUCUUCAUGCAAUUCGAGCAAGCCUUCUGGCCACCGGACACGCAGUUCUUCCUGUACGCGUCUCCCACGACCCGGGGCUACUACCCCGUGUUCCAGUCGCUAUCCACGGCCGGCUUCCUCCCGGGAUCGAACAUCAUCUUCGUGACCGUGGUCGACAGCCAGGCCUACCGCGUGGAGCGACAACCCGACGCGCAAACCAAGCGCGAAGUCCUCGAGGUGCUCCGCCAGAUGUUCCCCGACAAGAAAAUCCCAGAGCCCGUCGCCUUCGCCUAUCCGCGCUGGUCGACCGAGCCCUGGGCCUUCGGGAGCUACUCCAACUGGCCGGCCGGCACAACGCUGAAGAUGCACCAGAACCUGCGCGCCAACGUGCACCGCCUGUGGUUUGCCGGCGAGGCCACCAGCGCCCAGUAUUUCGGAUUCCUGCAUGGCGCUUGGUACGAGGGCCGCGACGUCGGCCAACACGUAGCCGCCUUGCUGCGGGACGAGUGUCUUCUUGGGUUACAGGGGGCCACGACGCUGGCCUGCGGGGAACAACAACAACAACACGCCCAUUACGAUGUUUUGCACGGUACCACGCCGAUAGAUGCAUAUACCCCACUGAAUGGGUGGAGUGUUAACAGUACCAACUGGUAA
This is a messenger RNA of Aspergillus ochraceoroseus IBT 24754, 1626 nucleotides long. RefSeq names its product putative flavin containing polyamine oxidase. Bases 1 to 1626 code for a protein of 541 amino acids. The record is from RefSeq and is a predicted model, not a curated record. Gene Ontology annotation, molecular function: oxidoreductase activity. NCBI's taxonomy places the organism in Eukaryota, Fungi, Ascomycota, Eurotiomycetes, Eurotiales, Aspergillaceae. The transcript is spliced from 6 exons.